GGAUGUCGCUCUGGUCCGUCGAUGCGCUGCAAUGGGGGUGAAGCUAGAAGUGUUCCGGAUGGUGCUGUAUCUGUCUUUUCCUGUUGCCAUGUUCUGGGUUUCAAAUCAAGCAGAGUACUUUGAAGAAUAUGUAAUAAAGCGAAAGAGAGAAAUCUUUCCACCUGAAAAUGAGUUCCAGAGAAAAGAGCUGGAAGCCUUCAAAGAGCGAAUGAGGAAGAAGCGGGAGGAGCGGCUGCUGCUACAGGAGGCUGAGGAGUAAGAGUAUGGCAUCCCCUUCUUCCCGCUGUGCUCUUGUGGGGCAGAGGAUACACCCCCCAAAAAAAGUUGCCACAUCCUUUUCCUUCUGUUUCAGCCUUACUGUUUUCGAAGGUUCCUCCAAAAGACUUUGUGGACAAUGAGGUGAAAGUAAUUGCAGUGCAGUUCCGCUUUGCCUGCUAGGGCCCUGCAGCCUUUCUCAGGCCAGGCAAGGCUAAGCCAGGAAUGGCUGUAGGCUUUUUCUUCUUAAGGCUGCUCUUCUGCCUUUUGCAAUGGUUUAAAGCCCUUGAUUCAGCUGAAGACAACUGGCUCAUUUGAAUCAUCACGUCUAAUAAAGCCAAUAUGGUAUGCAGCCAGCAUGGUGUUCUGGCUAUUGUGUCAGAUUUACACAGGAGAGACCUGCAUUCAACUGGGUGACCUUGGGCCAGUCAUUCUC
Molecule: messenger RNA, 691 nt
Organism: Gekko japonicus
Lineage: Eukaryota; Metazoa; Chordata; Lepidosauria; Squamata; Gekkonidae
Gene: PET100
Product: PET100 homolog
Exons: 4
Coding region: 32-259 (75 amino acids)
Biological process (GO): mitochondrial respiratory chain complex IV assembly
Cellular component (GO): mitochondrial inner membrane; mitochondrion
Source: RefSeq, a predicted model, not a curated record